Seriola dumerili (greater amberjack) is the source of this 2197-nucleotide messenger RNA. RefSeq names its product CMRF35-like molecule 5. The transcript has 7 exons. The coding region runs from base 39 to 1091 and encodes 350 amino acids. The record is from RefSeq and is a predicted model, not a curated record. Lineage: Eukaryota; Metazoa; Chordata; Actinopteri; Carangiformes; Carangidae.
AUGAAGAAAGGCAACAUUACAUCAUCAGAGCGUCAGACAUGAACAUCCAUCACACUCUGAUCUGCUUCUUUCUCAUGCUGCAGGAUGUUAAGACUGGGCUCAUUAAUGCAGAAACACGCAUCUAUACAGGAACUGAAGGAGGAAACAUCAAAGUCUCAUGCUCGUUUUUCUUGCAUGGAAAUACGAAGAUCUUAUGUAAGGACAAAUGUGAAAAAAAAGAAGACAUUCUCCUUGAAACAACAGAAGACAGAGCUGAGAGAGGCAGAUACAGGAUUGAAUAUAAAAGAGGAGCUUUUACAGAAAGAGCAACUCUGUAUGUGAGCAUCACACAGCUGAACAUGUCUGACUCUGGACGGUACUGGUGUGGUUUGGAAAGAUUUGGUCCAGAUGGACACGACGAGUUUGAGAUCAGAGUCAUAGAAGCUUCAACUACUUCAAAACCAAACUUGACUCUACGACCGUUGUCAACUUCACUCCCACCAUCCUCCACAUCCUCCACACUGACAACGACAACACAGAGUUCAGGCUCCAGUGUAGGAAGCCCCACACAUUCAUCAGCCUCUGAAACCAACAAUCAGCCUGAGACAUCACCUGCAGAUUCAGCUGUGCAGCUGUAUGUGGGCCUGGUCCUGGUUUUCAUGAUCACCGUAUUAUCAGUGGCUGUGCUAAUAUUCUGCAGGAACAGGGCUAGUAAACCCAGAGGACCUCCUUUGGAAACUGCGUAUGCUAAGGUCACAAAGGACGACCGAGUGUAUGAGGAGGUGAGAGAGGAGAACGGACAGAGCAGGGCUCCUCCUGUGGAAGUGUUUACGGUUUACGCCUGCACCAAAUACACCAAACCAAACGCAGUCGAAACCACAGAUGACUACAGCUUGGUGAGUGCCACUGCAGCCAUGUCUCGGAACCAAGCUGAAGACAGUGAAGUCACCUACUCUAACUUACAUUUUCCCAACGCUGCAGCCACCUUGCUCCACAGGGCCCCCUCUGGUAAUGCUGAUAAUGGUGUCUACUCUGUACCUCGUGUCGAAGUGAAUUCUGCCAGCCACGCCAACGAUGCUUCCACUCUGUAUUCUACUGUCACUUUACAUUAGCAGUCGGCACAUUCGCUUUCUCAGGGGCCAACAGGUGAACACAGUGUACUUUUUAAUGAGUUAAUAUUCAAGUUACAUCAGUUAUAAUUUGGGAUUCAUACUGUCUCCGUUACUUAGGAAAAUCCAGACUUCACUGUCAACAGUUUUCAUUUACAACUUGCAAAGUAUGACUGGCAGCCGCUGUAUAAUUGUGAAGACUCACUGAAAACAGCUGAUAUGAAGUGAAGUUCAGUCCUGUUCAUUUUCUCUGGGACACAAGAGAAUAACUUCUCUCACAGGUGACAUGAAAAAAUGUAACUGCACAUGAAGGGUGACAUUUCCCUGGAGGCUCUGUAGUUGGGGUUUACUUUUUCAAGUGCAGAUAAAAAUCAGGGAAGGACAUGACAAUUAUUGUAGGUAUUUGUUUUGUAUGUUCCUGACUCAUAGAUCACAGAUAUGAACAAAAACAGAGUGGUGCUGAAAGCUGUCCGCAUGGGUUGAGUCUAGGGAAGUUUUUUUUUUUUUUUUUUUAAUAAUUUAAGUGAAGUCAGACUAUUUCUUCUGUUAUUUAAAUUAUUUUGGUAUUUGGGUUAAGUAAACAGUUAGCUAUUUCUGUUAUAGCUAAUUGCUUAUUAAUUGUUCUUGGUAAAACAAAUGUCAGUAGGUGACCAAGAGGUGGUUGUCCACUAUCUGAAAAUGUUGUAAGGAAACUGCAAACAGUUCUAGCUAAUGGGAAAAAGUUAACAUGUAUAUUAUAUGUAUUCGUUUUAAAAUGCUAAGAGUGGAGAUGAGACAUUUCUAUUAGAUUGUUUAUUGCGUCUGAACAAAUGUAUCUAUUUUGUUACUGCUGUUUUAUACUGUAUAUAUGCUACUUGAAAAAUAUUUUAAAUCCCUUUUUAAAAAUUAUAGUCGUUUUUAAUGGUAGUAAAAUAAAUAUCCAUUAUGUAACUAGUGAUGGCGAAAUGGGGCUUAGAUUCAGAUUAACCAGUCGAGCCUCAAUUUAAAGUUUUUACUAGUGCCACAUCUGGUAAAAACAAUUAAGAGCAGCUAAAUCAUAAUGUCCUCUGAGGGUUUUUUUGUUCCAGUAUUCAAGCUGAUAUAAAUAAAAACAAAAGAAUAAAACAUCA